AUGGCCGACAGAGUCGACAACGAGCUCCUGGAGUUGAUGAUGGACGCCCAGCGCGUCCACGACCAGGCCGCGGCGGGCCAGUACGUCGACUACGAGGUUGAGCACACCUCGAGCCGCGACUCCGACACGGCGGUCGGCUCCAUGGCCGCCUCAGCCAUGGGGCAACAACAGCAGCAGCAGCAAAAGGAGGCAGAGGGAUCGGGAGAAGAGACCAGCUCAGACAACGACGAGUGGCUCAAGUCGUGGAAGGUGACGAGCCCCCUUCGGCGAAGAAACGCCUUCCGCGGCGUCUCGAGAUGGCGCAAGGCCCUCGACUUGGACGCGGCGACGAUCCGCCAGUCCGAGUUCUGCGGAACCGUGACGGUCCAGCGGUCGCUCGACGCCGUCCCGUUCGCGCAGAGCAACAGCAACAGCAGACGGGCCGCGGACCCGCUCGCCUUCUGGACCGACGUCUGCGCAGAAGGCUACCGGCUGCGACCGGCCGGGUACGCCGUCUCCUACCGGGGCGUAGACGGCGGCAAGUGGAAGUACAACGUGGUCCGGACGGAGGGGAAGAAGAAGGAGCACCUGGAGACACUGGCCAUCCGGUCGGCACUCCAGACGGCACUCGAGGAGGUCGGGGAGGCGACCUCGGCGGCACGACAAGCCCCCUCGCUGGUGAGAGUCUUCUCGGACUCUACCCCGGUGCUGCGGCGCCUCUGCCGCAUGCAGGGGCCUUUGUUCCUCACCAUGUCCAUGGAGGCGGAGGAGGUCAUCGAGGCUACCCGGGAUAUCUUGAACCUGGCGUGGAGCCUGAAGGGGCGGGGAGUGCGCCUCGAGCUCCACUGGGUGCCCCGGGGCAAGGUGGACGGAAGCCGGCUGGCCGACAACAAGGCCAGGUACACGGAUGAGGAGGUUGUCACCGGGCAGGCGUGA
Purpureocillium lilacinum is the source of this 915-nucleotide messenger RNA. RefSeq lists its product as uncharacterized. Gene Ontology annotation, molecular function: nucleic acid binding. The record is from RefSeq and is a predicted model, not a curated record. Lineage: Eukaryota; Fungi; Ascomycota; Sordariomycetes; Hypocreales; Ophiocordycipitaceae.